This is a messenger RNA of Manis pentadactyla (Chinese pangolin), 3068 nucleotides long. RefSeq names its product tripartite motif containing 7 (gene TRIM7). The transcript has 7 exons. The record is from RefSeq and is a predicted model, not a curated record. The coding region runs from base 486 to 1997 and encodes 503 amino acids. Gene Ontology annotation, molecular function: zinc ion binding; protein binding. NCBI's taxonomy places the organism in Eukaryota, Metazoa, Chordata, Mammalia, Pholidota, Manidae.
ACUGUGGCCCGGGCGCCAGGUCCUUGCCUCGGCCGUGCUGGGGCGGCCUCGGGCCGCACCCGGGAGGGGUGCCCAGCUGGGCGUGUGCGCCCACCUGUUUCGGCGCGUUUCCCACAGCUGACUGGGCCGGGCUGGGGAGGCUUAGAGCCUGAGCGAGGGCGGCGACGGGGAGAAGGCGCAGCGGGACAGAGGGGCCGCGAGCCAGGACCGAGGAUUGACGCGCCCUGAGCGGGGGUGCAGGGCGCUGGCCCGGGUGUGGAUCCCCUCGCGCUGUGCGCCCCGCCCGCCGUCAGCGCGCACUCUCCGUCGCGUUUCCCAGCUGGGCGCGCCCUCCGCUCAAGCCUUGGCCAGCCCCGCGUCCGCCCCGCCCUUGCCACCCCAGUGGGCGUUCCGAGGCCAGCUCCGGCCGCCGCGCUCCGAGCCGCCUACUGUCCGGGCCCCUGGCCUCUCCGGCGCCACCCGACUUGGGUGCAUUGAGGGCGCACAUGGCAGCGGUGGGGCCGCGGACCGGCCCUGGCGCCGGGGCCGACGCGUUGGCACUGGCGGCAGAGCUGCAGGGGGAGGCGACGUGCUCCAUCUGCCUGGAGCUCUUCCGCGAGCCCGUGUCCGUCGAGUGCGGCCACAGCUUCUGCCGUGCCUGCAUCGCGCGCUGCUGGGAGCGCCCCGGCGUGGCGGCCCCCGCUGCUCCCCGCGCGUUGCCCUGCCCGCUGCCCUGCCCGCAGUGCCGCGAGCCCGCGCGCCCCAGCCAGCUGCGACCCAACCGGCAGCUGGCAGCGGUGGCCGCUCUGCUGCGGCGCUUCAGCCUCCCCGCGGGCGCACUAGGGCAGCGCGAGCCUACGCGGGCGGCGGCAGGAUGCGCACUGCACGGCGAACCGCUCAAGCUCUACUGCCAGGACGACGGACGCGCCAUUUGCGUGGUGUGCGACCGCGCCCGCGAGCACCGCGCGCACGCAGUGUUGCCGCUCGACGAGGCGGUGCAGGAGGCCAAGGAGCUCCUGGAGUCCAGGCUGGAGGUCUUGAAGAAGGAUCUAGAGGACUAUGAGGUGUUUCGUUCCACUGAAGAGAGGGAGAGCAAGGAGCUCCUGAUGGCAGCCGAGCGAGAGAAGGUGUGUGCGGAAUUCCAGGCACUGAGGGCCUUCCUGGUAGAGCAGGAGGGUCGGCUCCUGGGCCGCCUGGAGGAGCUUUCCCGGGAGGUGACACAGAAGCAGAAUGAUAACCUGGCCCAGAUCGGGGGAGAGAUCGCCCAGCUCUCCAAGCUCAGCAGCCAGAUUCAGGAGACAGCUUGCAAGCCUGACCUCGACUUUCUCCAGGAUUUCAAAAACACACUAAGCAGGUGCAGCAACGUGCCUGGCCCCAAGCCAACCACAGUCUCUUCUGAGAUGAAAAAUAAAGUCUGGAAUGUUUCCCUCAAGACCUUUGUCUUAAAGGGAUUGCUCAAGAAGUUCAAAGAGGAUCUUCUGGGAGAGCUGGAGAAAGAGGAGAAAGUGGAGCUGACCUUGGACCCCGACACAGCCAACCCCCGGCUCAUCCUCUCUCUGGAUCUUAAGAGCGUGCGCCUUGGACAGCGCCCCCAGGAACUGCCCAGCCACCCGCGCCGCUUCGAUACCAACACGCGGGUCCUGGCGUCCUGCGGCUUCUCCUCGGGGCGGCACCACUGGGAGGUGGAAGUGGGCUCCAAGGACGGCUGGGCCUUCGGAGUGGCCGGUGAGAGCGUGCGCCGCAAGGGCCUCACGCCCUUCACCCCCGACGAGGGUGUCUGGGCGCUGCAGCUCAACAGCGGGCAGUACUGGGCAGUGACCAGCCCUGAACGAACGCCGCUCAGCUGCGGGCACCUGUCCCGCGUGCGGGUGGCCCUGGACCUGGAGGUGGGGGCCGUGUCCUUCUACGCCGUGGAGGAUAUGCGCCACCUCUACACCUUCCGCGUCAAUUUCCACGAGCGCGUGUUCCCGCUUUUCUCCGUCUGCUCUACUGGCACCUACUUGCGAAUCUGGCCUUGAGAGGCAUUGCCGGGCCUCCUAUAGGGCACCAGUCAGCGGCGACUCCUUGUCCUGGCUGCCCUGGGAAGGAAUGUCACCCUCCGACAGGGCCUCCUGGGCACUUUGGGUCUGGUCUCCACUCUUCUGCCCCAUGCUGCCCCCAAGGGGCUUCUGCAGACUACACCAUUGGAAGCUUGAGAGUGGGCAGUUGGGAGAAAGGGCUCUGUGGUUAACUGAGCAGGGGAAGAGAUGCCUUGGACCCUCAGGCCUGUCCCCUGCCUGUUGUUGACAUGUGGGCUUGGCCUGAGGUGUGAGGAGGUAGUGGCAGAUGAGGACCCAUCUCAGCUGUUGGCAGAAUUGCUUUCUAUCCCUGGGGCUGUGGCCCCAACUCUGCAGGGCUUCUGGUUCCCUGGAGCAACACCAAGCCCUGGUGCUGGGCUGUCGUCACUGGCAAGGGCGCAGGUUCAGGCCUGGCCACUAGGUUCUUUCCUGCCUUCUUGUCAGCUGCCCACUCUGCCUUCAUAGCCAUGGAUCCAGCUGGCCUGAGGAGGUCAUCUCCUCAAGCUUUACUCCCAGCUCAGAGAGUCUGGGCCAGAACUCGAAGACCUUUGACCUGUACAUGAGAGAAAGGUCCAGGACACAGUGUGUAGGCAUGGCUGCCCUCCAGCACCCCUCCACGUGAUGAUACAGAGUCAUUUGUACCUCCUUGGCCACAGUGACAGCCACAUAUUCUCACAAUGCCUAAAUCCCUUUCACAUGCCAAAGGACAGUCUUCCUUGGGCAAGGAGACCAAAGGUUCUGGAAUUCUGAAACACCAAACAAUUUUACAGAUGCAACUGCCACCAGCAUGGAAAUGCACAGAGUACAAACAUGCAUCUGACAGACUUUUCUGGAACGUGCCAAAUGUGUGCCAACAGCAGAGGACCCUGGUGCCAAGGCCUGCUCAGCCUGUGCCCCAUGGGUUAUCCCUUGGCUAAUUGUUCUCCAGCUUCUGUAUGGUUGGGCUUCCAGAAAGUGGUGGCAGACUGUCCCUUGCUUAGCGCUCCCCAGGAAAUGGGAGUGGGGAGAUGGAAAUACAAACUGUCAGCUCAU